Messenger RNA from Amphiprion ocellaris (clown anemonefish), 4586 nucleotides. RefSeq names its product CDK5 regulatory subunit associated protein 1-like 1 (gene cdkal1). The coding region runs from base 150 to 1820 and encodes 556 amino acids. Gene Ontology annotation, biological process: tRNA methylthiolation. Lineage: Eukaryota; Metazoa; Chordata; Actinopteri; Pomacentridae. Gene Ontology annotation, molecular function: tRNA (N(6)-L-threonylcarbamoyladenosine(37)-C(2))-methylthiotransferase activity; 4 iron, 4 sulfur cluster binding. The record is from RefSeq and is a predicted model, not a curated record. The transcript has 15 exons. Gene Ontology annotation, cellular component: endoplasmic reticulum.
GCUUCCGUCACUGCAUACAGUAUGGCGUCCUGAGAGUUGUCACAACUGUGUUGCUGCUGCAAAUAAUCUUUAUUUUCCACUUUUAAAGCAUCGUGUCAUCGGAAUUGAGAUUUUUCUGGAAUAAUAGCCACAUUUCGACUAAGCCCGUCAUGCCUUCCGCCUGUGACUCUCUGAUCGAUGACAUCGAGGACAUGGUGUCUUCCAGCGACCCUACUCCUCAUGAGAGACAGUCCGCUAGAAAAAGCAUCAUACCGAGGUCCAGGAGGAAGAAAGAGCUGAACAACGAGGAGCUCCAAGUUGACAGUCUGAUCCCCGGAACCCAAAAGAUCUGGAUGAAAACGUGGGGCUGCAGUCACAACAACUCAGAUGGAGAGUACAUGGCCGGACAGCUCGCUGCCAGUGGAUACAAGAUGACCGAUGACCCGACAGAAGCAGACGUGUGGUUGCUGAACAGCUGCACCGUGAAAAAUCCUGCAGAGGAUCACUUCAGAAACUCCAUCAAAAAAGCCACAGAACAGCAGAAAAAGGUGGUAGUAGCAGGAUGUGUUCCCCAGGCCCAGCCGAGGAUGGAGUACCUCAAAGGUCUGAGCAUCAUUGGGGUCCAGCAGAUUGAUCGAGUGGUGGAAGUAGUGGACGAGGCUGUUAAAGGUCACUCGGUUCGUCUGUUGGGUCAAAAGAAAGAUGGAGGCCGACGGCUCGGAGGAGCUCGACUGGAUCUGCCCAAGAUCAGGAAGAACCCACUGAUCGAAAUCAUCUCCAUUAACACGGGGUGUCUGAAUGCUUGUACCUACUGCAAGACGAAGCAUGCCAGAGGAGACCUGGCCAGCUAUCCCAUCGAGGAGCUGGUGGAGAGAGCCAGGCAGUCAUUCCAGGAGGGGGUGUGUGAGAUCUGGCUGACCAGUGAGGAUACCGGUGCUUACGGUAGAGACAUCGGGACCGACCUGCCGAAGCUGCUGUGGAGACUAGUGGAGGAGAUUCCUGAAGGAGCCAUGCUGAGGCUGGGGAUGACCAACCCACCUUACAUCCUGGAACACCUGGAGGAGAUGGCGAAGAUUUUGAACCAUCCGCGAGUCUACGCCUUCCUCCACGUUCCUGUGCAGUCGGCCUCAGACAGUGUUCUGAUGGACAUGAAGAGAGAGUAUUGCAUCGACGACUUCAAACGAGUGGUGGACUUCCUGAAGCAGAGAGUCCCCGGUGUGACCAUUGCUACAGAUAUAAUCUGCGGUUUUCCUGGUGAGACUGAUGAAGACUUCCAGGAGACAGUUGAUUUGGUGAAAUGCUACCGAUUCCCCAGCCUUUUCAUCAAUCAGUUUUACCCCCGACCCGGUACUCCUGCUGCCAAGAUGGAGCAAGUAGCUGCACAUGUGAAAAAACAAAGGACAAAAGAGCUCUCACAACUCUUCCACUCUUACAACCCGUACGACCACGAGGUAGGAGAAAGACAACAUGUGCUGGUGACAGAGGAAUCAUUUGAUGGACAAUACUACGUGGCUCACAACAAGUUCUACGAACAGGUGCUGGUACCUAAGAGGGUUGAAUUCAAAGGGAAGAUGAUCGAGGUGGACAUCUAUGAAGCAGGAAAACACUUCUUGAAAGGACAACCAGUCGAACACAGCAAACCGUUCACCCCCUCCAUCGCUGCACCUCUUCAGAAAGGAGAGGUAUCUGGUUUGAUGCAGGAACAUCUGGCCAAUGGAAUCCAAGGUUCUUCUUUCUUGAUUGGAUCCUCCAGUGUGGAUCGAGAAGCGCUGAAGAAGUUGGGGAUCGGACUCGCACUGGCAGCAAUCAUCUUAGCCUUUAUUGUAGAGAAACUGUACUGAGUGAAUACUGAGCCUCUGUGCAGUUAUUUUACUUUGUAUGCACCAAAGUGAUGUCUUCUUCUGUCAGUACAGAAAGAAUAACCUCAUGGGCAAUAACAGGUCACCAGUCAGAACUCCUUUUAUACAAGCUUUUUGGUACAAAUUAUAAGUUAUACUACAUUUUAAUUAGAACCUAUUGGAAGUACAGGUUGGGUCUUUUUUUGUUGCGUUUGGUUAUAAGAGCUGAACAAUUUUAUUAAAAUGUGACAUGUUCACUGAUGCUGCCUGACAUUGUCCAUAGAGUGAGGAAUAAGUAUUUUGAAGCUAGUUUUGGGGGUGUUGUAGCUGUUUCACAAAUAAACUAAGCACGACUCAGUGAGUUAAUACAUUCAGGAUGUCAUUUUCACCUGUAAUAGAACAGUCUGACUACUGUGGCCACACUGAACUGCAUUUACUGGCUUCAUCUGCAGCACAGCGUAGAAUGAAAACAAGACGGUGACUUUUCAUUUUGAGAUUGCAUUCUGUAGUGUUUCACUUUUUUCUACAAGUUUGUUAAAUCUGAGUAAGUUCACUUGAGACUGUAAAGGAUAAAACAACCGACAGCGUGGUCAAAACUCUGUUUGAUAGAAAGUGGUCAUUUUCUUCAUACUGGUAGUUUCACUUUUUUAAAAUAUAGAUGCUUUCUAACCUAUUUCAAGAGCUGUGUGCUGCUGUCACACCUGGUGUUGCCGGUUUCAUUGAUUAUAGUGAAAGUCGAUGCAGAAGAUGCUUUAGAAAUGCUCUACAAACGUUGCGCAUUCAUGGUAGCCACUAGGUUAAAAUGAUCAACCAGUCAGUCACUCUGCAGCUUAUUUGUAGAGUUUUUGUGCUUAGUUUAUGUUUUGUUUUGUUUUUUUACUAUGUGGAGCUGAUCUGUAUAAUACUCUGAUUAAAGUUAAUGUAUAAUCUUCAUUUCAAAGUAUUUAUUUUUGAAAAGGAGACGUGGACAGAAUAUUUUCAGAGCUAUUGUACUUAAUGAAUGUCAUUUCUGUUAACCUUGUGUUUUAUUCGGCUGUUCAUAAAGCAUUUUAUUUUAUGUUUUUUGCCCCAAACAUUGAAGUCAAAUGGAAUUCACAUGUAAUAUACCUCUUAUUUUAAUUAAGGCAUGUGGCUGCUGGGAUUAAUGGUCAUUAUUGGAUGACUUGUUUUAUUUGUUUACGUUGUCUGUCUCUGCUGCCAACAUAAAGGGGUUUACAUGUUUUUUUUCACUUACCUGUAGUGGUGCUUCGCUGGUUUGCUCCUGUGAGACUUAUUCUGCAACCCCAAUACAGUUGUCUUUUUACCAUCCCAAAAAAAACAUCAUCAUUCUUCUUAUUUACUCAAAGACUCACAAGAAAAGAUUUAAAUAUCAUGAAUUAGGACAACAGCAGAAGUCUCAGCUUUGCUACACAUCAGUAAAGGUAGCUGAGAAUUUUCUUUCUGUAAUUCAGGUGAACUUUUCCUGUAACAGCUGUUCUGUUGACGUGUGGACUGGUGGCGUAUGUACAGUUAGUCGUCAUAAAUGAGCCAGUCUUUUAUUUUUUCAUCAUUGCAACCGUGGUUUAAUAAAAGGCUAAAUCAAUUUGUCAUGAGUGAAACUGCUAAAAUGCGGACUGAUUGACUGAUUCGUUGAAUUAUUGAUUUUCUCGGUUGUUGCCGUGCACGCCGUCGGCCUGUGCUGCUCUCCAAUGUUGCUGUUUUGAGGUGCAACUGUCUGAACACAAGCUGUGAAAUCCCAGACAGUUAAUAAUGCAUGCCCCAAUUUAUGUCGCGCUGCUCUGCCACAUGUGUCUCUGUCAGUAUGUCUGCGUUUUAUCUGCGUGUGUUUGUGCCCUGCAUAUAUUCCUCGUCACAAGUGUCUCUCCAAGCUUGUUUGUGAGCUUGUUUCCGUGUCAAAAGGUGUGUGUGAAUUUGUGUGUGUGCACGGCCUGAUGUUGAGGCUCUUCCGAUGCUUAAUUUAGCAGAAAGUCAGCUUGUGUGUGUGUGUGUGUGUGUGUGUGUGUGUGUGUGUGUGUGUGUGUGUGUGUGUGUGUGUGUGUGUGUGUGUGUGUGUGUGUGUGUGUGUGUGUGUGUGUGUGUGUGUGUGUGUGUGUGUGUGUGUGUGUGUGUGUGUGUGGAUCAGGAGUGACAGGCCUCAUCACUCUCUCACUCUGAAAGCCCUCUUGUUAGAUAAACCAAAGUUUGUAGCUCACAUAGGCACCAGCUUUGUAUUCUCUAACUAAAUGAUGCAUGUCACAUGUUUUGCGGAGACACAGGUACAUGCAUGCACUCCUCCCACCUGUCUGAUGCAUGUCACACACACUCACGGCAUCCUGCAGCUUUGUACUAUAUGGGCAAAUGAUGCAUGUCAAGCAAACUUGCACACAAACACAGGCACCAAAGCUUUAUAUUACCCGAUCAAAUGAUGCAUGUCGUACACACAGACGCACACACACACCAGCUUUGUAUUAUGUGAUCAAAUGAUGCGUGUAGCUCCGACGCUUGUUACAUCCAUCCAGCAGUGCCCUAUAUUGUUCUGCAGCCAUCCAUACUGCGCGACAGUUCUUUUGAUGCUUUGUAAGCACAUUUCCUCCCUGUGUAUGUCAGUUACACUGCAUUGUUCUCCAAUGAAAAAUGGAUGCAACGACACCCUUUAUGUUUGGGAGAUCAUCACUUACUAUGAAAUAUUGAAGCAGGAACCAUCGAAAGAAGAUCAUUAUUCACUUCGCAUCAUUCACUUCAGUUGUUUCUAAUAAAAGCAAGAGUUUCUGAAUUCUUGUCUCAGUUGCA